Limulus polyphemus (Atlantic horseshoe crab) is the source of this 937-nucleotide messenger RNA. RefSeq names its product set1/Ash2 histone methyltransferase complex subunit ASH2-like (gene ash2). Gene Ontology annotation, molecular function: transcription cis-regulatory region binding; protein binding. Gene Ontology annotation, cellular component: Set1C/COMPASS complex. The record is from RefSeq and is a predicted model, not a curated record. NCBI's taxonomy places the organism in Eukaryota, Metazoa, Arthropoda, Merostomata, Xiphosura, Limulidae. The coding region runs from base 81 to 743 and encodes 220 amino acids. The transcript is spliced from 7 exons.
AUUGCUUUCAAUCUUUUUCAGCUCCCCAGCUGAAAAUAUCUGAUGACAGGCUCUCAGUGACAGGAGAAAAAGGUUACUGUAUGGUUCGUGCCACUCAUGGUGUGAAGAGAGGUACUUGGUAUUUUGAAUGUACAAUUGAAGAUAUGACAGAAGGAUCUGCAACAAGGCUUGGAUGGUCUCAGGCUUUAGGUAAUUUACAGGCUCCUCUCGGAUAUGAUCAUUUUAGUUAUUCAUGGCGUUCGAAAAAAGGAACAAAAUUCCACCAGAGCCGGGGGUACCACUACACUAAUGGAGGCUAUGGCCAAGGAGAUACCUUAGGUUUUCUAAUACAUCUUCCGGUUAAGAACCCUAAUAUAGUCCCUUUACCGCCUACUCACAAAGAAAAGCCAUUGGUUAAAUUCAAGAGUUAUCUCUACUACCAGGAAAAAGAUGAUAUUCAAAAAGGAAUCAAGAGUUUGAAACCACUUCCAGGAAGUAUGAUAACUUAUUAUAAAAAUGGACAAAACAUGGGUGUUGCAUGGAAUGACAUAAAUGAAGGAACAUACUAUCCAGCAGUUUCUCUCUACAAAAGCUGUACAGUUAGUAUCAACUUUGGACCAAAUUUUAAAUAUCCACCUAAAGAUAUGAAAUACCAAGGGAUGUAUGAAUCAGGCUUUAAUGCCCCAGUGGAGUAUGCCCUUUCUGAUAUACUUUACCUUGUGGAACACCAAGAUGAACUGCGCUUAGAACAUUUCCUUACGUGAUCUUUUAUUUGUUGUGAAUAAAUUUCAUAAUUUUUAGACACUUCAUACUACUUUAAGAAUAUUCUAUUUGUAUGUUUUUCUAUACUUCUUGACAUCUUAGUUAACAAUACAACCUUAGAUGUAUCAAAUACAAAACUUAAAUACUCUGGUUCAUAUAGAUGAUUUUAUCAUUAGAAAUGUUUUAAAGACAAAUA